AUGUCUUCAUCCGCUAUGGAAAAACAUUUAUUUAAUUUAAAAUUUGCUGUGAAAGAGUUAGAACGAAAUUCAAAAAAAUGUGAAAAGGAAGAAAAAAUUGAAAAAGAGAAGGCGAAGAAGGCUAUACAAAAAGGUAAUAUGGAGGGUGCAAGAAUUCAUGCAGAGAACGCAAUACGUCAAAAGAAUCAGGCUCUUAAUUAUCUACGCAUGUCUGCAAGAGUUGAUGCUGUAUCAAGUAGAGUGCAGACAGCUCUUACUACUAGAAAGGUUACAACAUCAAUGGCGGGUGUUGUUAAAGCAAUGGAUGCAGCAAUGAAAUCAAUGAAUUUGGAAAAAAUCUCAAACCUAAUGGACAAAUUUGAGAGUCAGUUUGAGGAUCUUGAUGUACAAUCAUCAUACAUGGAGAAUGCUAUGUCACAAACCACAACAACUACAGUGCCUCAGGGUGAUGUUGAUAAUCUUUUGCAGCAAGUGGCCGAUGAAGCUGGUUUGGAGCUUAACAUGGAACUGCCUUCUGGAAUACCAAGUACCUCUAUUGGAACAGCAACAGUUGUGUCACAGGAACAAGAUGAGUUAACACAGAGACUUGCUAGAUUAAGACAGGCUGAAUAA
This is a messenger RNA of Pieris macdunnoughi, 612 nucleotides long. The record is from the annotation of a GenBank genome assembly. NCBI's taxonomy places the organism in Eukaryota, Metazoa, Arthropoda, Insecta, Lepidoptera, Pieridae.